GUGCCGGCUGAGGUACCGGGUGAGGGUCAGACAUGGACGCCACAGCCCAUGAGCUGGACGCGGUGAGGUUUGCGCAGCUGGCGGUGCAGCGGGACCACGGUGGGCGCUACCAGGAAGCCGUCUUCUACUAUAAGGAAGCUGCCCAAGCCUUGAUUUAUGCUGGGAUGGCAGGGUCCAACUUGGAAAACAUCCAAGAAAAAAUAAAUGAGUACUUGGAAAGAGUUCAAGCUCUUCAUUCAGCAGUUCAGUCACAGAACACAGACCCUCUGAAGUCAAAACAACAGUUGGACUUGGAGCGUGCUCACUUCCUGGUUACCCAGGCUUUUGAUGAAGAUGAUAAAGGCAAUGCAGAAGAAGCUGUAGAGUUGUACACAGAAGCAGUGGAACUCUGUUUGAAAACAGCUGCUGAAACUUCAGAAGCAGGCCUCCAGUCCAAACUGAAACAGCUGGCUCGACAAGCACUGGAUAGAGCAGAGGCACUGAAGGAAUCUACAUCAGAGUCAUCUCAGAAGAAGUCAACUGCAGCUAAACCAAACCAUCCAGUCAGAACAUUCUUCCCACUGGGACCUGAUUUCUCUUUAAAUGAUAAACCACAGACAGUUAGAGCAGUGCAGGCCAGUGAACCUCAAGGGCAGAGAUACACUGCGGAGGAGAUUCAAGUCCUGAGGAAGACCUCAAAAAUUAAUGGCAUCGAAUAUGUACCUUUCAUGAGUGUUGAUCUGAGGGAACGUUUUGCCUUCCCUAUGCCAUUUUCUGAUAAAUGUGGGAAGCUACCGUUAUCCCCCAAACAGAAAGCAAUGUUUGCUAAGUGGGUGCGACCGGAUGAUAUAACAAAUAACCCCACGAUGAUUUAUACUGUAUCAAGUUUCAGCAUAAAGCAGACGAUAGUGUCAGAUUGCUCUUUUGUGGCAUCACUGGCUAUCAGUGCAGCAUAUGAAAGAAGAUAUAACAAAAAGUUGAUCACAAGUAUAAUUUACCCUCAGAAUAAGAAAGGAGAACCAGAAUAUAAUCCAUGUGGCAAAUACAUGGUAAAGCUUCAUAUCAAUGGUGUACCUAGAAAGGUAAUCAUAGAUGACCAGUUACCUGUUGAUCAUAGUGGAGAACUUCUCUGCUCUUAUUCUAACAAUAAGAAUGAAUUAUGGGUAUCAUUAAUAGAAAAGGCUUACAUGAAGGUCAUGGGAGGAUACGAUUUUCCUGGAUCAAAUUCAAAUAUUGAUCUCCAUGCACUGACUGGUUGGAUACCUGAAAGAAUCGCUAUGCACUCUGACAAUCAGGCUUUCAAUCAAGAUAGUACUUUCAGAAUACUUCAUCAGAGAUUUCACAAGGGAGAUGUCCUUAUCACAACAGCAACAGGGGUGAUGUCUGAAGAGGAAGGAGAAAAAUGGGGUUUAGUUCCAACCCAUGCAUAUGCAGUCUUGGAUAUAAGGGAAUAUAAGGGACUUCGGUUUCUUCAGCUAAAAAAUCCCUGGAGUCACUUACGUUGGAAAGGACGAUACAGUGAAAAUGACACAAGAAACUGGACCCCAGAUUUACAAAAAUACUUGAACUUUGAUCCAAGAACAGCUCAGAAAAUUGACAAUGGCAUUUUCUGGAUUGCCUGGGAGGACCUGUGCCAGCACUAUGAUGUUAUUUAUUUGAGUUGGAACCCAAGUCUUUUUAAAGAAUCUACGUGUAUUCACAGUACUUGGGAUGCCAAGCAAGGUCCCGUGAAGGAUGCUUACAGCCUGGCUAAUAACCCUCAGUACAAGCUAGAGGUCCAGUGUCCACAGGGUGGAGCUGCCGUCUGGGUCCUGCUCAGCAGGCACAUCACUGAUAAGGAUGACUUUGCACACAAUCGGGAGUUCAUUACAAUGGUCGUAUACAAGACUGAUGGCAAAAAAGUUUACUAUCCAGCUUCUCCUCCUCCAUAUAUUGAUGGUAUUCGGAUCAACAGUCCUCAUUAUCUGACCAAGAUAAAGCUGACCACUCCGGGGCCCCAUACCUUUACCUUAGUGGUGUCCCAGUAUGAGAAACAAAACACUAUCCAUUACACCAUCAGGGUGUAUUCCAUGUGCAAGUUCACCCUUUCCAAGAUUCCUACACCUUACACCAUUUCCAAAAGGGUUAAUGGACAGUGGAAAAGUCACAGUGCUGGAGGAUGUGGAAAUUUCAGAGACACCUACAAAAAUAACCCCAUUUAUCAAUUCCAGCUGGACAAGAAUGGACCAUUACUAAUUGAACUACGGGGACCAAGGCAAUACAGUGUUGGUUUUGAACUCAUCACAGUCUCGACAGUAGGAGAACCUGGUUCCUAUGGCUUUCAGAAAAAGAGCAGUGGUGACUACAGGUGCGGAUUUUGCUACUUGGAAGUGGAGAACAUAGUUGCCGGAGUUUACAACAUUAUCCCUACCACAUUCCUGCCUCAGCAAGAGGGUCCUUUUUUCUUAGACUUUAACAGUACUACUCCUCUUAAAGUAUCACAGCUGCAGUGAAGACACAGAUCUAUACAUUACUGUUUCAGGAUGUGGUUUUGAUCUCUCCGACUGUCUGAGAACAGGUGAAUAACUCUUAGUUACACAUACAGAGAAAAUAAAAUCAUUCUAAGUUAUAGCCAAAAGCAUGGAACUGCUGGUUUGCCAGUCUAACUGUUGCAGACAGCUGUGGGAUUUGCUGCUAUGGUACUGGAGCAAGCACUGCUCAAUAGGCUAAGUGAUUAUAGUCAAAUGGCAGACUCCAUUUAUUGCAGUUUUUUCACACUUCAGAUUCUAGUGAGUUAAGGGAAAAACCUCACAGUGGUAUUCUCUUCUCCCAGAUUACAGGGUAUAUGGGUUUGAGAUUUUAUUCUUAAAAGUAAACAUGUAAGAAAAUGUUCUUGAGUAUCUGCUUAUUCAGUCUCAAGACCAAAUAGCUUUUCCUACCUAUUUGUGCUGCCAUCUUGAGUGUUUCCAGCAUUGAACUAGCAUAUAGUAUUCCAGACAAGUAUGUUCAGCUUAUCCAGAAUACGUAUAUUGGAGUAAAGAAAAGGGAAGAUUCUGGCUUUAGCUACUGCUAAGAAAAGCAAUGGCUUCACCCAUGUUAUGGGUACUUGAGAGCUGUCACUUCAUACCUGCAUUAUUUUAGUACAUAACAUUACCACAUGAGGCACUCUAUGGCUUUCUUCCUACUUUCUUUCCUAUUUUCAUUCUGUGGCUUUCUGAUCAAAGAUGAAGAUCAGCACUAAAAACAGGAGGUUAGGCAGCAGCAGACAGAGUGCAGUACAUCCUUUGUUUAGCAAGGUGCGAGGAUUUUCAUCUGCAGGUGCACUAGAAGAGUCCCUGUAUCUGCUGAGGCAAUCUCCUUUGCUGGUGUGAGGAGGUAGGGAACUACCCAUCCUGGUAAAGACAUGUUUUAUUCUCAUUAUUUUUCUAUGUGUUCAGCCUGAAGGGGAAUGAUCAGUUAAACCUCUCUCCAUAAUAAACUCCAGCUCCAAGAAAUACACUUGCUGCACCUAUUAGACCAGACAUCAUCUGAUACCUCUUCUAAGUUGAAACCAGUGAAUGAAUUGAGUGCUUGGCCAGUGUUGUCAGCAGAAGCAGGGGCAGAGUUUUUAAUACAAUAGUGGAAGUGAGGUUAGUGUGGAACAGGAUAUUGUUACAAGAUGCCUCUAUAUGCUUUUCAUAAAAUUGUGGAAUGGUUUGGGUUGGAAAGGACCAUAACAGCAUCCAGUUCCAACCGCCUGUCGUAGGCAGGGGAUGCCUCACACUAGACCUUGAUUCCCAAGGCUCUGUUCAA
Molecule: messenger RNA, 3750 nt
Organism: Melopsittacus undulatus (budgerigar)
Lineage: Eukaryota; Metazoa; Chordata; Aves; Psittaciformes; Psittaculidae
Gene: CAPN7
Product: calpain 7
Exons: 21
Coding region: 33-2471 (812 amino acids)
Biological process (GO): proteolysis
Molecular function (GO): calcium-dependent cysteine-type endopeptidase activity
Source: RefSeq, a predicted model, not a curated record